This is a messenger RNA of Erinaceus europaeus (western European hedgehog), 2932 nucleotides long. RefSeq names its product armadillo repeat containing 3 (gene ARMC3). NCBI's taxonomy places the organism in Eukaryota, Metazoa, Chordata, Mammalia, Eulipotyphla, Erinaceidae. The transcript is spliced from 19 exons. Gene Ontology annotation, molecular function: heme binding; protein binding; peroxidase activity. The record is from RefSeq and is a predicted model, not a curated record. The coding region runs from base 191 to 2824 and encodes 877 amino acids. Gene Ontology annotation, biological process: response to oxidative stress.
GGCGGACAGCUGCAGCGCCGCCGGGCGGGGCGCGGGUGCGGCCGGGUCCGCUACGCUGAGCCCCUUGCCGGGCUCCGGGUGCGCCAGUCUCCCCCGAGCCCGCGAGCCUGGAUAUUGGCUGAGUGCCGCGGGGGCAGCAGGACCCCGCGGGGUCUCGCCGUCUGCGCCCUGUGAAGAGUGGAGGACAAGAAUGGGUAAAAAGUUAAAGAAGGAAGCAGAGCCUCCUCCUAAGGAUGUGUUUGACCCACUGACAAUUGAAAGCAAGAAAGCAGCAACUGUGGUGUUAAUGCUUAAUUCUCCAGAAGAAGAAAUUCUGGCUAAAGCAUGUGAAGCCAUUUAUAAAUUUGCUUUAAAAGGCGAGGAGAAUAAAGCAACCCUCCUUGAACUGGGGGCUGUGGAACCUUUAACUAAACUGCUCACCCACGAAGACAAAAUUGUCAAGAGAAAUGCUACGAUGAUCUUUGGAAUCCUGGCUUCUAAUAAUGAUGUUAAAAAAUUGUUACGGGAGUUAGAUGUCAUGAAUUCUGUGAUCGCCCAGCUCGCUCCAGAAGAGGAAGUAGUUAUCCAUGAGUUUGCUAGUCUUUGCCUAGCAAACAUGUCUGCUGAGUAUACCAGCAAAGUGCAAAUAUUUGAACAAGGUGGAUUGGAGCCUCUCAUCAGACUACUGAGCAGCCCAGACCCGGAUGUGAAGAAGAACUCAAUCGAGUGCAUUUACAACCUGGUCCAGGAUUUUCAGUGCCGAGCUACACUUCAGGAACUAAAUGCAGUUCCCCCUAUAUUAGAUCUCUUGAAGUCAGAAUUUCCAGUUAUUCAACUGUUGGCUCUCAAAACCUUAGGUGUCAUUACAAAUGAUAAAGAGUCACGAACAAUGCUAAGAGACAAUCAAGGAGUGGACCAGCUUAUUAAGAUCCUAGAAGCCAAGGAAUUGAAUGACCUUCAUAUAGAAGCACUUGCAGUGAUAGCCAACUGCCUUGAAGAUAUGGACACCAUGGUGAUGAUUCAGCAGACAGGAGGUCUUAAGAAGCUCCUAACAUUCGCAGAAAACUCUACAAUUCCAGACAUUCAGAAGAAUGCUGCAAAAGCAAUUACUAAAGCAGCUUAUGACUCUGAAAAUAGAAAACUUUUCCAUGAACAAGAAGUUGAAAAGUGCCUUGUCACUCUGUUGGGUUCUGAAAAUGAUGGAACUAAGAUUGCUGCUUCCCAGGCGAUAUCAGUCAUGUCCGAGAAUUCAGCCAGCAAAGAAUUUUUUAAUACCCAAGGGAUUCCACAGCUAAUCCAGUUGCUCAAAAGUGACAAUGAAGAGGUGAGGGAGGCUGCAGCCUUGGCCCUGGCCAACCUGAGCACUUGCAAUUCAGCCAAUGCAAACGCCAUCGCCGAAGCUGACGGCAUCGACCCGCUCAUCAACACCCUGUCCAGCAAACGCGACGGCGCCAUCGCCAAUGCCGCCACAGUGCUGACUAACAUGGCGCUGCAGGAGCCGCUGCGCACCGCCAUCCAGGGCCAUGACGUCAUGCGCGCGCUGCACGGCCCGCUGCGCUCCGCCAACACUGUGGUGCAGAGCAAGGCCGCGCUCACUGUGGCCGCCACGGCCUGCGAUGCAGACGCACGCGCAGAGUUACGAAAUUCCGGCGGGCUGGAGCCCCUGGUUGAGCUCCUGCGCUCCAAGAAUGAGGAAGUCCGAAGGCAUGCCAGCUGGGCUGUGAUGGUGUGUGCAGGGGACGAGCCCAUGGCUGGAGAGCUAUGCAGGCUGGGGGCAUUAGAGAUCCUUGAAGAAAUUAAUCUCUCCUUAAGUCGAAAAAAUAAAUUCAGUGAGGCAGCUUAUAACAAGUUGCUUAACAGCAACCUGUCCCUGAAAUACAGCCAGCUUGGCUAUUUGUCAUCAAGUAACAUCAUCAGUGAUGGAUUCUAUGAUUAUGGCCGGCUCUUAUAUUUUCUACAGAUCAGUCCUGGCACCAGACUUUUGCCUUUGAAGGAACUGUGCUUACAAGAACCAAAUGAUCUCCGGGCCAUCCUCUUAAUUAACAGCAAGACCUCUGACAUCUCCCCUCCUCCGUCAACGGAAGAUAAGUCGUCAGAUAUUGGCUACGGACGAAGUAUUUCUUCCUCAUCUUCCUUGAGGCGAGCGAGCAAAGAAAGGGCCAAUUAUCGUUUCAGUACCGGACUGGGCUCUCCCACAGAGGAGAAGCCAGAACCUGCUUCUGGGCGGAAUACUUCUCUGAGCAAAAGCACCGUGAAAGAGAAAGGACUAAGGAAAGGCCGAGGGAAAAAGGAGGAGGAGAAAGUGAAGGAAGAGGAAGAGGUUGCAGCAAUCCCCAAGCUGCCUGGAGAAGGAACCACAGAUAAAGAAUGGUUUCCUCCUUCUGAUCCUGACUUCUGUGUUUAUGUGCACGAGGUGACCAAAUCCAUACUCCCCAAGACCAAUAUUAGGGAUCAGAUUGAAGCUCUUGCAAAGUAUGUGGCAGAAAAAAUGGGUGGCAGAAUUCCAAGAGACAAGCUGCAUGAUUUCAGCUGGGAACUUCAUAUAAGUGAGCUGAAAUUUCAACUAAAAUCCAAUGUGAUACCAAUUGGACUGGUCAAGAAAGGAAUCUUCUACCAUCGAGCUUUGCUUUUCAAGGCCUUGGCUGAUAAAAUUGGCAUAGGCUGCUCCCUGGUUCGUGGGGAGUAUGGCAGAGCUUGGAACAGAGUUAAGUUGAUGAAUGAAUCUAGUAAGGGGGUGAUUGGGGUUCCCCCUCCCCCUGAAAACUACAUCGUUGACCUAAUGUUCUCUCCGGGGACUCUGAUGAAGCUAAGGAGCAAAGACGCAGAUCUGUACCGAUUUCUCUAGACUGUCAAGUGGACACAAAAGAGGCGCAAGCAAGAAAUGUAUGUGUGUGCUUUCUAUGCAGUUCACUGGUUGAUUUUUAUUUCUUGAAAUAAAAGUAUUGCAAUGCUC